AUGCUAAAGCAUAUCAUUAAGUACAUGCAGGUGAACUUUAUCCGCAGCAGCCUUUGCGUCUGCACAAUCUUCUGCUGGCGUUCGUUCAAGUGGCAUUCUCACACUGCUGCGGAGGGGGUUAAAGACCAGAAGACUUGCAACCAUGAAAAGCUGAUAAAGAGACAAGAUGAUCCUGGCUUCGGUAGGGCCUUGCAAGUUCUCGAAGCGCUGAAGAGCCAGAAGCCAUGGAAGUCUUUCUUUGCAGACGAGAUUGAUCACGACAAGAAGCCGCCGAACAAGGCCUCGGAGAUGCUUCAGAGUUUUGUCAGCGAAUGCAGCACCAGGGAACCAAACUCUCCUGCUCAAGGGUUCAACCAGAGAAGCACAUCGCAGAAUUUCGGCGAGCCGAAAGACGACACUCCGCAGCCCCAACAGGCGGCACAGGAUGCCGGCUGGUCCCGCGUGAAUCUGACCAUUGUGGCACUUUCGACUCUUGGGCUUGGCAGUGGAGUGUUCCUCAUGUCAGUGGGUCCAGAGUUGGAGGCUCGGAACAAGCUCUUCCAAAAUCGUGACGAGCCCACCUUCGAAGCCUUCUCCUUAUCGUGGUGGUGGAUUAACAUGUUAGGGUCUUUGGUUCUGAUGUGCGAUGGCUGGGCCCGUCUCCUGCUGUCUCUCCUCAACGCCACGGACAAGUUUCGGAACAACAUCACCCAAGUCCUCAUCUUCUCCUGCCCGGGCCGGCUCACGAGCUGGUCGCACCUGUCUCGCGGCUUGGAGGCGUACUCUUACAGGAACAGGUGUCGCGCCAAGCGGCUCUUGCAGACGUAUGCACGAGAGGCAGAGAUCAACAGACUAUCGUCAGGGGACGUUCAUCAGAUGUUGUUCAAUAAUGCAUCCCAGAGCGGGCCACCCUCGCGCAUGUUUCCAUGGUGGAGGGUUGCCCCAGCCCUGACAUGUGGAGAUGCCAAGCUCUUCCAUGAAUUGCUUCGGCAAGACUCGUGCCAGCUCAGCUUCGCGCAUGAGGAUGAUUUGCAAGCAUGGUGGCUAUUGCGGCAGUAUGUUCACAUCGACUUGGCAGAUGAAGCUUCGCAGAUGGAGUUUGUCGGCGUGAUGGUGGCGACGUUCCUCGCGGUCUUUGGAGCUUUCCUUUCUCUGGAUUUGCUGCUGAAGUAUAGUCUCAUUUCCCAAGCAUUGGUCAUCAUGUACCUCUCGUCGAGCCCGUUCCUGCUGCUGAUGUUGCGUGUCUUCUCCUACGGAAUCGACAUCAACUCCCUGCUUGUUCGAGAUGCUCAGGUUCUCUCGGAUGCCGCCACCUGGGCCAGGUUCUUCCCAGACGAAAUGUGGGUCAGGGAGGAAGCAGACAAGGUGCCUAGUUGGAAUGAUGCUACUAACCUGACACUGCAGCUGGAUCUCUCGACCCUCCAGCGCAACACGGAGGUGCAUGAGCACAUUCAGACCCUGCUAGGUGUCAGAGUGACAUCCAACCUGUUGGCGGGCUGGAUCGUGUCCGUGCUUGUGACGGGAGUUACGUGGCUACAGGGCCUGGCAGCACAGGUCUGGAGCAUUGAAUGGCUGGCCCAACAAAUCAAGGAGCUUGAGUUCACGGUCGAGUUCCACUGGUGA
Symbiodinium sp. CCMP2592 is the source of this 1602-nucleotide messenger RNA. The record is from the annotation of a GenBank genome assembly. Lineage: Eukaryota; Dinophyceae; Suessiales; Symbiodiniaceae.